GGGGCGAAUCGCGCCUGGCAUCCCGGCUGUUUCGUCUGCUUCCGAUGCGGAGAACUUCUGGUGGACCUCAUCUACUUCUGGAAGGAUGGAGCCCUCCACUGCGGGAGGCACCACGCGGAGGCGUUGAAGCCUCGUUGCGCAGCCUGCGACGAGAUCAUCUUGGCCGAGGAAUGCACGGAAGCGGAGGGGAGGGCGUGGCACAUGCAGCACUUCGCCUGCUUCGAAUGCGAUACCCAGCUCGGGGGACAGAGGUAUAUCAUGAAGGAGGGGAGGCCGUAUUGCCUACAAUGUUUCGACGCUCUCUUUGCGGAGUUCUGUGACUCCUGCGGUGAGACCAUCGGAGUCGACCAAGGUCAAAUGAGUCACGGCGGACAACACUGGCAUGCAACGACGGGAUGUUUCUGCUGUCACUCCUGCAAAAAUUCCCUGCUGGGCCGGCCAUUCCUUCCACGCCGAGGUCUCAUCUAUUGCAGCAUCGCCUGUAGCAAGGGCGAAACGGAUGGGCCCCAGCUCCCAGGCCCCACCAGCCCCCUUCCAUCCCAUUCCCCCGUCUUACAGAGGAGCAAGGCGAUGACCUUCAUGCCGGAACUGUUGUCGCAUCCGGUGAACCGGUCCCUGCCCAGCGACAGCAUCUCGGAAGACCUGUCGGACACCCCGAGCCCCCCACCGGUGCCAGAUGGCCCUCGACAACCCCCGCCUUCCCCGAGACACCAGCGAAUCCAAGAGCUCCUGCAGGAAUUCGACGGUAUCGUGCCGAUGGAACGUUCC
Messenger RNA from Darwinula stevensoni, 768 nucleotides. The record is from the annotation of a GenBank genome assembly. Lineage: Eukaryota; Metazoa; Arthropoda; Ostracoda; Podocopida; Darwinulidae.